UUCCAGUUAUUGAAGAAUUAUCAGAAGUGGAGAAUUGAAUGCCCAGAAAUAAGCGCAGAUUUACAACCAUCUUCUGUUCUUGGUCUUUUGCAAGCUGGCUAUCAUGGAGUCCUAAGGUCAAGAGACCCACAUGGAAGCAAAGUUCUAAUAUACAGAAUUGGACAAUGGGAUCCCAGUUUAUUUACAGCAUACGAUGUGUUUCGUGUAAGUCUCAUCACAUCUGAACUCAUUGUAAAGGAGAUCGAGACGCAGCGAAAUGGAGUCAAAGCCAUCUUUGACCUUCAAGGGUGGAGAUUUGCUCAUGCUUUUCAAAUCAGUCCAGCAGUGGCCAAGAAAAUUGCUGCUGUUCUCACAGAUUCCUUUCCACUGAAAGUUCGAGGUAUCCACUUGAUUAAUGAGCCUUUAUUCUUCCACCCAGUCUUCGCUCUAAUUAAGCCUUUUCUCACUGAAAAAAUAAAGCAACGGGUGUACAUGCAUGGAAAUAACUACUUGCAGAGUCUGACAGAGCACUUCCCCAUCAGCAUUCUCCCACAGGAGUAUGGGGGAGAGGAAGUCUCCUUUGAAGAGCUGGCCAAGGAAUGGACUGACUUCAUAAUGGCAUCUUCAGAUUAUCUUCAAAGCAUUUCUCUGGUUGCCUGGGAAUAACCUUGAUACAGUAUUUUAUCAAUUCUUGAACACUGGAAUUGGAAAUAAGUUUAAUAUGAAAACUUCCAUUGUGAAUGAAAUUAGUAUGUCUUUGCAGGGCACUCACUGAAUGUUAUAUUGGCUGCACUUCUAUACUAACUGGAGUGUAUCAGUUUGUAUGUCUGAAGAGAUUAAUGAAUAUUACAUAUUUGUUGCACUGUUUUUAAUUGAGUAACUUGUAUGCCAGAAAGCUGAAGCGUGCAUUGGACGCGAGAUUGAUACUGCUGCUGUUGGGUCUUUGGAGACGACUCAUCUGUAAUAAUGCAGUGCAGAACCUUAUGCUUAGCUCUUGUGCCUAGGCUUGUCAAGACAGUAGGAUGCAAAACAAAGAACAGACUGUGAAUAGGGUGGAGUAGUUUGUUGCAGAAACAAAACUAUGGGGCAAAUUUACAAAGAGUGAAGAGGCUGCUUUUUGGAUUGAUUCUCAGGGAAAAAUGCUGUUUUGUUAGUUUGUGUCAAAUUGGAAAUUAGUCAUGAAUAGUGAGACAUUUGUGUUACUCUUUGUGCUGCUUGUGCAGCUUCCCUUUUUGUGCUAAUUAACUGGGUAGUCUUCAAGUUUUACAGAGAGAACACCAUGUAUGUAUCCUUCAAAGGACAGUGUGAAUCAGGGGAAGGAACUGGUAAGAGUCAAUAACCUUGAAAAUUCUUAUUUUCUUUCUUCAAAGUCAUACUGUCUACAACUAUAAACAACUCAGAUUAUUAUCCUUUAAUCCCUGGAGUGGAAGACUACAGAGGUCAAAAGUUUUCAGCUGUUUGCAUUAUCUGUUUGUUUCAGGGGGUAAAGUAGGUUAUCCUUUGCAGAUCUGAACUUUAGAAAUAUCUGUUGUAUGUUUUAAGGGUGCUUUGAGGUCACUGGACUUCAGCAUAGGAGAUGCUUGGUAUCGUCAUUCUAUUUUCAGUACAGUAGCUGACAACUUGCCAGUCUGUUUGCUGCUAGACACUGAAAGAAAUUAUUUUUAAUUUCCAUUGAGACUAUAUCUUCAUUUAUCUAGGGGUACUAAAAAAAAAAGAUCUCCGUACUUACUGAAAACAGGUUUUUGUUUUGUUUUGAAGGCGCAUUGUUGGCAUAUGAAUACUGCAUGUGUACAAGUUAUCACUCACUACACAGCAGUAUUAUGCUAUAAUCCCCUGUAUUUAGUAAUCUCAACCAUUAUUUUACUCUCUCAUCUUUUUCCUAAAAUCUGUUAGUACACCAACUGCUUUACCCAGUUCUUAACUCAGUUUUGCUUUUGCAUAAGCACUAUAUAUUUAAGCAUUCCAUAUGAAUUUUCCUAUAAAUGAAUCUAUAAAAAAUGCUUUCAUCUCAGGUAGUUAGAAAUCGUAACUUCAGUUGUUUUGUAAUCUUUAGGGUAUUGGGAUAGUAUAUAGGCACAGGGGACACAAAUGAAACUAUCCUAUUAUAUUAGAAAUAUCUUUCUUUAGAUUAUGAUUAAUAAGGCAUUAUUGUAAGAGUCAUUGGAAACUAUUCUUUAUUAGCAAGAGGAUCAUCUGUGAAAGACCCAUUAGAGUACUUGUUGAUUGUAGUUUCUUCUUCUAUGGUAAGAUCAAUGCCAGAAAUUCUUUCAAAACUAA
Messenger RNA from Cyanistes caeruleus (blue tit), 2256 nucleotides. NCBI's taxonomy places the organism in Eukaryota, Metazoa, Chordata, Aves, Passeriformes, Paridae. The record is from RefSeq and is a predicted model, not a curated record.